UGCGUUUCCUUGUCUAUCAUAUGCAAAUCGAACGGCAAGACCGAUAAGUCGACUUUUGAGCGUUUAAAUAUUGUUUCUUAUAUUUAAAUUCCGCAUAAUUUACUCAGCAAAUGGCGUCUAUAUAUGAUACGGCUGCGCUAGCUUGGUGCUAAAGUUAGAGCUUUUAUCUUAGCUGUGCUAGCUUAUCUGGCUGCCCAAACACGCCGCCUUUGUGACUAUGGCUACGGAUUUACUUUCUGAUUUGGACACCCGAUUCUUCGCCGAUAACCUUCUGACGAGCGAAGACUGGGAUGCCUGUCUGUUCAAGUGUGAGAGCAUGGAGGAGGGAGAGGACGGAGACUUGGGUCAGAGGCUGAACUACGAGACAUCGUUCGACAAUGAGCUCGUUCUCACCCUUGAUCCUGACAACCGCACGUCGCCAUGGCAACACCUCGACAACAACAUUCUAACAGGAAACACUUCAGUGAUAAAACAUGAAAUGACAAUAACAGAACCUUUACCUGUGGAAAUGUUGUUCCAGAUAAAAUCAGAGCCUCCGUCUCCUGCAUCCUCGCUGGAGUCCGACUCUUCAGUGUCUUCACCCGACCCACAGAUUACAGUUAAAAGUGAAAACCCUCCAACUCCUCCGUACAUGUAUGGGGAUGUGCUGUCUCCGCCAUUGGGGACGAUGGAGGUAACCAUGGCAACGCCAUCAGUACCCCCGCUUCUGACCCACAUACCUACAGUGACUCAGACACAGCUGCAGACACCGUUGACAUCUGUCCCAGCCGUCAUCAGUGGAAUACAGACACAAGCUGCAGUCCUCCCGAGUUCAACAACAUUAAAAGCUAGCACCAUCCUCAGCACCAAACCUCCCAUUCAGCCCCGACCGGUGUGUGUCACCACCCUCCCCGUCCCCCAGAGCCCCACACCAGCAAAGACCCUCAUAUUGCAGAGCCUCCCCUCCAUGGACCAGACCAGACCAGUCGUCCUCUCUCCGUCCGUCUGCCUCAGUUCAGCUCCUGCUAUCGUCAAAGUGGAGCCCGUCUCUCCCAGCAUCCCCCAGCACUGUUCUAGCCCAGCUGCCGCCUCCUCCACCAGUAAACCCAUCGUCCCGGCGACCACACAGUUACCGAGCAACAACUCCAACGAUAUUGAUAUGAAGGUGCUGAAGCGGCAGCAGAGAAUGAUAAAGAACAGAGAGUCCGCCUGCCAGUCGAGAAAGAAAAAGAAGGAGUAUCUGCAGAACCUGGAGGCUCAGCUGAGGGAGGCCCAGCAGGAGAACGAACAGCUCCGGAGGGAGAACCAGGCGCUGAGGGAGAGACUGGCUGGCAAAGAGAGUGGCGACUCUGCCAGUAACAAGAGGGCCGUGUGUGUCAUGGCCGUCCUGCUCUUCAUGACCUUUAGCUUUGGACCUGUCAGCAUCACAGACAGGAAGUUGUCGACAGAUCUGCAGGAAGAUGUCGUGUCGUUUUCGGGACGACGGCUGCUGGAGAUCGAACAGCAGCAGGCGGCGGCGGCGGCGGCUCAGCCUCCCAGCAAAGUGGAGGACAAGACAGAGAUGGAGGAGGACGGGGGAGACGAGCGAUGGAGGAGAGGAGAGACCGAGAGAUAUGCACCAGAGUCUUUUCAGUUCCGAAACCUGAGUGGCAUGUUUAGUGACAUGAAGGACUUGGCCCUGCAGGAAAUCGACCGUUACUUCACCUCCUCGGGCUGCCGACAGUUCAACCGCUCCGAGUCCCUCAGGCUGGCUGAUGAGCUGAGAGGUUGGGUUCAUCGACAUCAGAUCGACAGGAAGAAGUCUGGAGGAAAACCAAAGAUCGCCAAGAAGGCAAAGAUCACCCAGAAAGCUCAGCUGCGGAAGACGAACUUCUCCAGAUAUCUGCCAAUCCAGGCUCACGGCUCCAUAGAAAGUCAGCUGAAGGUUCUUCCUGGUCCGGAGGUCACCUACAGCGACUUCCUGGAUGCAAUCGAUCGCAGAGAGGACACCUUCUACGUCGUGUCUUUCAGGCGGGACCACCUGCUACUUCCUGCCAUCAGCCACAACAAAACCAGCCGACCCAAGAUGUCUCUGGUGAUGCCAGCCAUGUCCGUUAACGAGAGUCUGUACAACUCGUCUCACGGCUACGAGAUGAUGAUGCAGGUGGACUGCGAGGUCAUGGACACCCGAAUCGUCGCCAUCAAGUCAUCCGCCGUCCCUCCAUCCCUCCGUGACCCGACCCCGCCUCCUUCCUCUUCGCAGCACGGCGCCCACCAUCACCACGGCAACAACACGUCGCUCCGAGGACGCCACCAGCAUCACGCGCCAUCAUCAGCAGCCUCGUCUUCACAGCAACCUCUACCCGCCCGCAGACGGACGCCCGAAUACUUGAUCAGCCAGUCAGACGGGGUCUGAAGAGGCGUUGUCAUGGUAACGGUAGCAGGAAGAGAAGAGUAUCGGUCUGAUGGUGAGUUGGAUGAAGAAUCAGAGGAAGCAUCUUUAAAAAUGGCUCCUCUGACAAUAAUUUCUGCUGAUUCUGACGAGGCAGAAAUCCAAGAAACCCACCAGAGUCCUGACUUUUCAUUCAGUCACUGCUCCU
Molecule: messenger RNA, 2558 nt
Organism: Nematolebias whitei (Rio pearlfish)
Lineage: Eukaryota; Metazoa; Chordata; Actinopteri; Cyprinodontiformes; Rivulidae
Gene: atf6b
Product: activating transcription factor 6 beta
Exons: 17
Coding region: 218-2374 (718 amino acids)
Biological process (GO): regulation of transcription by RNA polymerase II; endoplasmic reticulum unfolded protein response
Cellular component (GO): nucleus
Molecular function (GO): RNA polymerase II cis-regulatory region sequence-specific DNA binding; DNA-binding transcription factor activity, RNA polymerase II-specific
Source: RefSeq, a predicted model, not a curated record